AUGGACAACGCAAACGAUGCGGUCAUGGUGGAUGCGGCCCCGAAACCCCGAAAUCCAGACGAUUAUUCAGAUCUUCUACACACAAGCCACAGCGACGCGUUCGCGUUUUCAGAGCGGGAACAGCUCGUCCUCGAGCUUUAUGAUCAGCUCCGGGAGUUGGAACUGGAACAGAGCCUGCUCAAGGCGCAGAACGAAGAUGAUGUCUUACAGGACCAGCUGAUCGUGGCGGAGCGUGAGGUUAUGGACGCGAAGGCAAGGUACGAGCUACGCAACAGAAUCACGCAUAAUGUGCUAGUUAUGGACCCUGUCUUGAAGGCUGUUCACGGUGGUGAGCAUACUGGCUAUGCCGAAAAGAGGAUACUACCAUUGAUUUCUGAGAAUGAUGUGGUCUCAAUGGUCCACAACACUCUUGCCUCAAAGCUCACCUCGACGACACAUGCUUUGAACGCAGCUGAAAAGGAAAACAUCACCGUUAACGAGAAGAACAGGGAGCUUGCACGGUCCCUUCUUGCUCUUGCAGAGGAGUUGAAGGCCCGGUCAACCGAGGAUAUCGAAGACCCUCGACUCCGUGAGCAGGUGACGGAUGAAGAGAAGGGUCUAAAGGAAUCCCGGAGACGAAUGAUGACUUUGAAGGGGAUCGUCUCAGGUAUGGUCGUUGGAAGUGGAAUCGACUGGGCCGAAGACGACGCCUUGCGCGGGCUUGUCAUGGAUGAAGAGGAUGGGUAAAAAAUGAGAGACCUAAUAUCCAGGAUUGCAGUCAGCUGGUCUGAGAAGGAUUGGCUGCAGCUUUCAACCUCGCAUCUGUCCUUGAAGAUCUGUACGAGCAUGGUGGAGCGCAGAUUGAGCGCCGCGCAUACUGAAGCGCCAGGUGACUGGAUGUGGAUCGACUCAACACAGAUCUCUGAAGCCGAAUUGGAGUACUUGGUUUGGUAUGAAUCGACAAGGGUUUCCAUCACCCUAAAUCAAUCAUGGCCUUUGAGAUGGUCAUAGUGCGCAUAGUGGGCACGCACGAGAAAAUCCUGCAGUCUCGUAUGCGAGUCUCUUUCAAGAUAGAUGAAUGGGAGGCUGGAAGCUCAGAUUAAGGACGAAGCGCCUUGUUCCUUAGGAAGCUCUGCGUGACAUGAGGAAAGU
Molecule: messenger RNA, 1131 nt
Organism: Lindgomyces ingoldianus
Lineage: Eukaryota; Fungi; Ascomycota; Dothideomycetes; Pleosporales; Lindgomycetaceae
Exons: 3
Coding region: 1-726 (241 amino acids)
Biological process (GO): kinetochore assembly
Cellular component (GO): kinetochore
Source: RefSeq, a predicted model, not a curated record